This is a messenger RNA of Pneumocystis carinii B80, 437 nucleotides long. RefSeq lists its product as hypothetical. Gene Ontology annotation, biological process: translation. The record is from RefSeq and is a predicted model, not a curated record. Gene Ontology annotation, molecular function: structural constituent of ribosome. NCBI's taxonomy places the organism in Eukaryota, Fungi, Ascomycota, Pneumocystomycetes, Pneumocystales, Pneumocystaceae. Gene Ontology annotation, cellular component: mitochondrial large ribosomal subunit. Bases 47 to 391 code for a protein of 114 amino acids. The transcript has 4 exons.
GACGAUUAUUUUUUAUUGGAAAAAAAAGGGUUAAAAACAAUAAAUAAUGUUUAAACCAUCCCAAAUUUUGAAAGGAGCGAAAAGGCUUCCGAUGACAUCUAAACAGGGUCGUCAGUUCUACAAAGGAUCUCGAACAGGCUCAAUGGGAAGACAUACAAAACGAGGUGGUUAUAUCAUUGAUUGGGCUAAAGUUAGAACAUUUAUUGUUCCAAGUGGACUUGAUACGACAUCAUUAAAGCCAUUUGUGACAAUGAAAGUGCGGCCAAUGCGUUCUACUUUUGGACCGGGUCAAAAACAUGGAUUUGAUGGUAAUCUAUAUUAUAAACAAUGGAAAGAAGAGAAUUCAGAAGAGAAUUCAGAAGAGAAAAGAGAAAAUAUUGGUGAAAACUGAAAAAGAAUAUUUAAAAUUAUAUUAUGAUUGAAACGAAAGGGGGGUU